This is a messenger RNA of Spirodela intermedia, 4640 nucleotides long. NCBI's taxonomy places the organism in Eukaryota, Viridiplantae, Streptophyta, Magnoliopsida, Alismatales, Araceae. The record is from the annotation of a GenBank genome assembly.
AUGCAUGGAAUCACAUCCGAGGAUUUGUCCUCCCGCGGCUUCGGCCACUCUUCCUCAUCCCCGUCCUUGUUGCUGCACCAGCAGCCGCAGGCUCCGCCACCGCUGAAGCCGCUGUGGUCGCAGCUGCAGCAGUCCCCUCCGCGAGCUCGGUUGCACCUGUAUUUCAUAAGGGCGUGCAUGGGGAUACUCGUGUUGACAUGCCUGAUCCAGCUUGUCACCGUUGGUCAGAUCUGGCACCGUCCUCGCCUCCCAAACCUCGGUGGCAGUCGUGGGCAGUACCAGCUGAUUGGCAGGUCUACGCCGGCUUCCAAUGAGGGAAGCCCCGGUCCGGUUGCUGCAACACCUCCCAUCCUUCCUGCGAGUAAGUGCCUCAUCAUCUCUUCUUCAGCUUGGUAGAGAUAGAAUCUGAAUCCCUUCUACUUUUAAUUACUUACAACACCUGUGACGACGGUAAGUUCUGAGAUUGCCGAAUUGCAUAAAAAGGGAAAGGUAAUGGUUGCCUGAAUAUUUGGAUCGUAUGCAGUGAUUGUGCCCACUUUAGACCAGGGCACAGGCAAAUCGUUUAUUCAUUAGGGAUAUGUUGGGGAUGAAAAGGGUUAGUUUUGGCCUGUAUGGAGUGUUAUUGGAUGUUCUUCUCGAAAUCAUCCUUGAAAAACAAACAGGUAAAGUCUUUCAGUCGUUCCCACCGAAGUAGGACCUGAGAAAAUAUAUAAAUGGAUAAGGAAUCUACUUACUGGAAGAUGGUGCAACGGAAGGUUUCCGCACUAUCUCUCAUCGCAGCAGUACUUCGGAGGUUGGUAUCCAAUACAUGGCCUCAGACCCAGUACAGUCUUUUUACCUUCGUAAGCUUUUUGAUGGCGCUUCAGUGUGCCUAGGUGGGUUCCUUAUCUCCCUGGUGAAAAUUUGGUAAGGCUGUCCGUUCAAUUUUCUUGAUCCCUCAAGAAAUAUUGUAAUGGUGAUCUGUGAUUGCAUUCUGUCAGAUGGGGAUCCAGUUUUGGAUUUUGACGCUGACUCAAUUGUACAUUCAAAUUUACCAGAUUUUGCAGCUUCAAGGCCGAUUGAGAGAUGUUUCUAAUACCAUGUGUCAAAAAUUUCUUGCUUUGGAAUAAGGUCAGAGAGGAAAGGCGUGAGAGAGUGGAUAUUUAUAGAUAAUACUGUCGGACGCUCAUACCACACGAACAGUGUUUCAAUUAUAGUAGUAAACGAAUAUGGAAUAUGAUGGUCUUAGUGCAUCAGUUGGGGUUUCAUGCUGUAUAAAAAGAUUUUUCUAUGAGGGAUGUUACGAGCAUCAUCUUUGCUUAUACCCUACAUUAUCAGAAAGCAGCUUGAUUCAAAUUAAAAUGAAUCAAGCUGGCGAGAACAUCUUAGAGAGAGAGAGAGAGAGAGAGAGAGUGGAGGCUGAAGGUUGGACAUGGCUGGCAACGGCCGUGGUAGAGAGAGCUGAGAGCUAUCAGGAAUGAGGGAAGGAAGAGGGAGGCCAUCCUCGAAGCCCAUUGAGAGAAGAAGAAAGGAUGGAGUCCAAGACCAAAGGAUGCGCGGGGACUGAUAUCCCCCACCGACCACGAAUAGGAAAAUGAACAUUUGGGAGGGCUGAUUGCUCGUUUGAAUUGUUGAUGAAAGGUAGGCUUUAUUGCUAUAAUAUCAUAAGAUUUAGCCAAUGUAUGCGGCCGAAGAGAUCACCAUCCUGAUGAGCGUUGUAGUGUGAAAAAGCGGUCAAGACAUGGCCAAAUCUCUGGAGAGAUGCUACAUGGACUAAUAGAUGACUGGCAAAUUGUCAAUGGAACUGCUGACAUGGGCCUUACCCUGCUGACAUGGGUCUGACCCCACAAUCCUAGCACAUUCAUGAAGAUCUUACCCAUCUGAAUCGAGUUAAAAAUGUCUCAGAAACCUCGACUUAUGACAUGCUAUAUUGUACAUCCUACCGAAAUCAUUAUAUCGAUUCAUUUCUUGGUUGCUAUCUAUAUUUAUUACUUAUAUAAGUAUAUAUAUAUUCUUCAGAAUAAAUAGUCUGGCUAUUGUUUGGUAAUGAGUACUUUGUUUACACUUUUUUUUCGUUAUCUAUAAUAUUUUGACCAAUAAUUUUGCAGAAAUAUACUUGAAUGUAAUCUGUAAGUAGCGAACGCUUCAUCUUAAUUUUUCCCAUGUUAUUUGAUAUUUUGAACAACCAAAUAACUUUUCAGGAAUCUACAAGAGUAAUGGGUAUCUCGAAGUAUCUUGCAAUGGAGGCUUGAACCAAAUGCGUGCAGCAGUAAGUGAAUAGUUCCUGAAUUCUUCGUUCUUCUUUGUUUUCUUCAGAAUUGCUGCUGCCGUCUAAUUUUGUGCUCAUUUAUUUCAGUGCUUUGUUUAUUUUUCAGAUCUGUGAUAUGACGACAAUAGCUCGCUUUUUGAAUCUCACUUUAGUUGUUCCAGAGCUGGAUAAGAAGUCUUUCUGGGCUGAUCCCAGGUAUUUCUCAUCGGCUAAAUAGCUCAUAUUUUCUAACAUUUUAUGGUCUGCAACUAGCAGUAAUUUUUUUUAAUUUACUUGGCAGUGAUUUUGCUGACAUCUUUAAUGUAAGCAAUUUUAUCAACUCACUGAGAGAUGAGGUCCGUAUCAUCAAGAGGCUCCCCAGGAGGAUUAUCGGAAAAGGCUCCCCAGGAGGAUCAUUUAUGAUGCCUCCAGUUAGCUGGUCAAAUGAAACUUAUUACUUGACCCAGGUUAAAGCACACUUGUUUCACUGUAAUUGAAGAUCCAUACAUUUCCGUUUUACUUGCAACGUAUCAAUAGUCAUUUUUAUGUCAGUUUUUGAGAAUUUCGGUCAGUUCUUAAUUCUUGAGAACUGCAUUCUGUCUCGUGGGCUCUUUGAUAGCUUUCCCAUUCUCUCCAUCCUGCUUUCCAAUUGGCUCUCAGAUUCUGAUUCUCAUGCCUCUGUAUCUGCAUUCCGACUGUGCUGAGAGGGUCUCCAUUGUGCAGAUUUUGCCUCUUUUUGGUAAGUAUGAAGUGAUACAUUUUAACAAGACAGAUGCACGGUUGGCAAACAAUGGUCUUCCCAUUGAAUUGCAGAGGCUUAGAUGCCGAGUUAACUAUCAGGCUCUGAGGUUCACCGAUCAAAUUGAGUCAUUGGGGAAUAAACUGGUUCAGAUUCUUCAAGCCAAAGGAUACUUUGUGGCAUUGCAUCUGAGAUACGAGAUGGAUAUGCUGGCUUUCUCUGGUUGUACACAUGGCUGCUCCGAUGAAGAGGCAGAGAUGCUUAAGAGGAUGAGGUUUGUUCUACUAGAUCCCUCUCCUAAUUGUGAUAACACAUUAUGGGAUUAGUAAACUAGAAGAAACAGGGUCUUGAUCUCUGCUAUUAUACAAGUUAGGGAACCCAUCUUUCAGUCCCCUGGAUUCUUGUAUUUCUAAACUGUAAAUGGUGGGAUAAUAUGCAGGAGUAUGAUGAUAAAAGAUCCCAUAGAAAGAACUAUUGGUGGAUGUGACAGCAUUUUGUGCUCUACUAAUUGUUUUAUUUCCAGAAAAAGCUGUGUUUAGUUAUACACGAUGGCUCAUGCUCUAUAUACCUCCCCUUCAGAUAUGCAUAUCCAUGGUGGAGAGAGAAAGAAAUUGCCUCCGAAAAGAAGAGAUUGGAGGGCCUCUGUCCUCUCACACCAGAGGAGGCAGCAUUAAUAUUACAAGCCCUGGGCUUUGGAAGAGAAACUCAGAUCUACAUUGCUGCUGGGGAGAUAUUUGCCAGCGAACUGAGGCUCAAGGCAUUGAAAGCGGCAUUCCCUCAGCUUGUGAGUGUUUUUUUCCAUCCUAAGCUUUAUUAAGGACGAUCACUUGGUCAUCCAGUUUUAGAACGCAUGCAUAUUCUUAAGGGCCUCUUGGAUAAAAGCGGAAAUGAAGUUCAUGUCCAUCCAACGUAAUUUAUAUUUGGGAAAUUUAGCCACUCAAUCCUUGAUGGAAUGCUUUGAUGCAUGUUAACAGUUUCCACAUUUGCUGCUCCAUCAGGGAGAUAUGGGCUCAAAUGGGCUCUCUCGGCCCCAUCACAUGCCGAUCCUAAUGUACUGAGCUUAAUCCAUUGUGGAGCUCAUUUUGUUGACAUUUGAAAACCCUUUUUCAUUCUAUUUUUGGUCCUUGAAUCUAAUCUCUUGGCUAAACAGUGGUUGCAAAAAAAAAUUUUGUUGUCUAGGUAAGAAAGGAAAUGCUUCUUGACCCAGAAGACUUGAAACAAUUUCAGAACCAUUCUUCCCAAAUGGCUGCCCUUGAUUACAUGGUCUCAAUAGCUAGUGAUGUUUUCAUUCCCACCUACAAUGGGAACAUGGCUAAAGUCGUUGAAGGCCACCGCAGGUGCGACCUAGUUCUCUGGUCUUCUUCAUGCAAUCUUGAUGCUAAGCGUCAUCUAGGGGACCUGAUUUAUGUACCAAUUUGUGUAUAUUUCUUCGAAAUCUUUCACAGGUAUCUUGGCUACAGAAAGAGCAUCUUGCUGGAUCGGAGAGAAUUGGUCAGGCUUCUAGACUUGUUUCAAAACCAGACACUCUCCUGGGAUGAGUUUGCUAAUGGAGUCCAAGUGGCUCAUAUGAAUAGGAUGGGGAAGCCUUCCCCUCGCAAUGUUAUACCGAAUAAGCCGAAAGAGGAAGACAAUUUCUAUGCCAAUCCAUGGGAAUGUCUCCGUAAUCCCUCGUAG